UCAACAAUUUCAUUUUCCAUCUAGGAAUAUACUGACCAAGGCUUAAAAAAAAGGUUAUCAUGGGUCAUGACCACCUGCAAGCAUUCGUAAGCGGAUUUAAGGUGCCAAACGAGAACUCUCCGCCAGGUACACACAGGGGCUCAAAAUGCAUCUAUCUAAGGAGUUUAUCAAGUGCGGAACACGCUGAAAGCAUAGCACUAUGGGAAGCAACAAAAUGGGCAAAGGAAAGGAAUAUGCAACAAGCAGUGUUCGAGAUGGAUUCUAAGAUUGUGGUGGAUGCAGUUAAUAAUAAAAGCUUCAACAUUGAUUGGAGACUUCGUAAUUUAAUUCUUGAUAUUAAAGUCUUUUUUAGUAGGUUUAAGUCUUGGCAUUAUGUUCAUGUGCACAAAGAAUGUAAUAAGGUAGCAGAUUCUUUAUCCAAACUUGCUAGAAUAGAAUGUGUGAGUGGUGUAUGGUUGCUAAAACCACCGCAAGAGAUCUCUGCCAAAGUGCAGGAAGAAGCAAACAUUGUAUCAACCCAUUCUUAA
Molecule: messenger RNA, 527 nt
Organism: Papaver somniferum (opium poppy)
Lineage: Eukaryota; Viridiplantae; Streptophyta; Magnoliopsida; Ranunculales; Papaveraceae
Exons: 3
Coding region: 60-527 (155 amino acids)
Molecular function (GO): nucleic acid binding; RNA-DNA hybrid ribonuclease activity
Source: RefSeq, a predicted model, not a curated record